This is a messenger RNA of Homo sapiens (human), 3417 nucleotides long. It is a transcript of the gene DAZ3, whose product is annotated as deleted in azoospermia 3. Gene Ontology annotation, cellular component: cytoplasm; nucleus. Bases 209 to 1525 code for a protein of 438 amino acids. Gene Ontology annotation, molecular function: mRNA 3'-UTR binding; RNA binding; nucleic acid binding. Lineage: Eukaryota; Metazoa; Chordata; Mammalia; Primates; Hominidae. The record is from RefSeq and is marked reviewed. The transcript is spliced from 19 exons.
AGUCGGCCUGCGCUCCUCAGCCUGGCGGUUCUACCUCCGAGGGUUCGCCCGCCCUUGGUUUUCCUUACACCUUAGCCUUUGGCUCCUUUGACCACUCGAAGCCCCACAGCGUGUUCCAGCGGACUUCACCAGCAGACCCAGAAGUGGUGGGUGAAACACUGCCUCUGUUCCUCCUUGAGCCUGUCGGGAGCUGCUGCCUGCCACCACCAUGUCUGCUGCAAAUCCUGAGACUCCAAACUCAACCAUCUCCAGAGAGGCCAGCACCCAGUCUUCAUCAGCUGCAGCUAGCCAAGGCUGGGUGUUACCAGAAGGCAAAAUCGUGCCAAACACUGUUUUUGUUGGUGGAAUUGAUGCUAGGAUGGAUGAAACUGAGAUUGGAAGCUGCUUUGGUAGAUACGGUUCAGUGAAAGAAGUGAAGAUAAUCACGAAUCGAACUGGUGUGUCCAAAGGCUAUGGAUUUGUUUCGUUUGUUAAUGACGUGGAUGUCCAGAAGAUAGUAGGAUCACAGAUACAUUUCCAUGGUAAAAAGCUGAAGCUGGGCCCUGCAAUCAGGAAACAAAAGUUAUGUGCUCGUCAUGUGCAGCCACGUCCUUUGGUAGUUAAUCCUCCUCCUCCACCACAGUUUCAGAACGUCUGGCGGAAUCCAAACACUGAAACCUACCUGCAGCCCCAAAUCACGCCGAAUCCUGUAACUCAGCACGUUCAGGCUUACUCUGCUUAUCCACAUUCACCAGGUCAGGUCAUCACUGGAUGUCAGUUGCUUGUAUAUAAUUAUCAGGAAUAUCCUACUUAUCCCGAUUCAGCAUUUCAGGUCACCACUGGAUAUCAGUUGCCUGUAUAUAAUUAUCAGCCAUUUCCUGCUUAUCCAAGAUCACCAUUUCAGGUCACUGCUGGAUAUCAGUUGCCUGUAUAUAAUUAUCAGGCAUUUCCUGCUUAUCCAAAUUCACCAUUUCAAGUCGCCACUGGAUAUCAGUUCCCUGUAUACAAUUAUCAGGCAUUUCCUGCUUAUCCAAAUUCACCAGUUCAGGUCACCACUGGAUAUCAGUUGCCUGUAUACAAUUAUCAGGCAUUUCCUGCUUAUCCAAAUUCACCAUUUCAAGUCGCCACUGGAUAUCAGUUCCCUGUAUACAAUUAUCAGGCAUUUCCUGCUUAUCCAAAUUCACCAGUUCAGGUCACCACUGGAUAUCAGUUGCCUGUAUACAAUUAUCAGGCAUUUCCUGCUUAUCCAAAUUCACCAUUUCAAGUCGCCACUGGAUAUCAGUUCCCUGUAUACAAUUAUCAGGCAUUUCCUGCUUAUCCAAAUUCACCAGUUCAGGUCACCACUGGAUAUCAGUUGCCUGUAUACAAUUAUCAGGCAUUUCCUGCUUAUCCAAAUUCAGCAGUUCAGGUCACCACUGGAUAUCAGUUCCAUGUAUACAAUUACCAGAUGCCACCGCAGUGCCCUGUUGGGGAGCAAAGGAGAAAUCUGUGGACCGAAGCAUACAAAUGGUGGUAUCUUGUCUGUUUAAUCCAGAGAAGAGACUGAUAAAUUCCGUUGUUACUCAAGAUGACUGCUUCAAGGGUAAAAGAGUGCAUCGCUUUAGAAGAAGUUUGGCAGUAUUUAAAUCUGUUGGAUCCUCUCAGCUAUCUAGUUUCAUGGGAAGUUGCUGGUUUUGAAUAUUAAGCUAAAAGUUUUCCACUAUUACAGAAAUUCUGAAUUUUGGUAAAUCACACUGAAACUUUCUGUAUAACUUGUAUUAUUAGACUCUCUAGUUUUAUCUUAACACUGAAACUGUUCUUCAUUAGAUGUUUAUUUAGAACCUGGUUCUGUGUUUAAUAUAUAGUUUAAAGUAACAAAUAAUCGAGACUGAAAGAAUGUUAAGAUUUAUCUGCAAGGAUUUUUAAAAAAUUGAAACUUGCAUUUUAAGUGUUUAAAAGCAAAUACUGACUUUCAAAAAAGUUUUUAAAACCUGAUUUGAAAGCUAACAAUUUUGAUAGUCUGAACACAAGCAUUUCACUUCUCCAAGAAGUACCUGUGAACAGUACAAUAUUUCAGUAUUGAGCUUUGCAUUUAUGAUUUAUCUAGAAAUUUACCUCAAAAGCAGAAUUUUUAAAACUGCAUUUUUAAUCAGUGGAACUCAAUGUAUAGUUAGCUUUAUUGAAGUCUUAUCCAAACCCAGUAAAACAGAUUCUAAGCAAACAGUCCAAUCAGUGAGUCAUAAUGUUUAUUCAAAGUAUUUUAUCUUUUAUCUAGAAUCCACAUAUGUAUGUCCAAUUUGAUUGGGAUAGUAGUUAGGAUAACUAAAAUUCUGGGCCUAAUUUUUUAAAGAAUCCAAGACAAACUAAACUUUACUGGGUAUAUAACCUUCUCAAUGAGUUACCAUUCUUUUUUAUAAAAAAAAUUGUUCCUUGAAAUGCUAAACUUAAUGGCUGUAUGUGAAAUUUGCAAAAUACUGGUAUUAAAGAACGCUGCAGCUUUUUUAUGUCACUCAAAGGUUAAUCGGAGUAUCUGAAAGGAAUUGUUUUUAUAAAAACAUUGAAGUAUUAGUUACUUGCUAUAAAUAGAUUUUUAUUUUUGUUUUUUAGCCUGUUAUAUUUCCUUCUGUAAAAUAAAAUAUGUCCAGAAGAGGCAUGUUGUUUCUAGAUUAGGUAGUGUCCUCAUUUUAUAUUGUGACCACACAGCUAGAGCACCAGAGCCCUUUUGCUAUACUCACAGUCUUGUUUUCCCAGCCUCUUUUACUAGUCUUUCAGGAGGUUUGCUCUUAGAACUGGUGAUGUAAAGAAUGGAAGUAGCUGUAUGAGCAGUUCAAAGGCCAAGCCGUGGAAUGGUAGCAAUGGGAUAUAAUACCUUUCUAAGGGAAACAUUUGUAUCAGUAUCAUUUGAUCUGCCAUGGACAUGUGUUUAAAGUGGCUUUCUGGCCCUUCUUUCAAUGGCUUCUUCCCUAAAACGUGGAGACUCUAAGUUAAUGUCGUUACUAUGGGCCAUAUUACUAAUGCCCACUGGGGUCUAUGAUUUCUCAAAAUUUUCAUUCGGAAUCCGAAGGAUACAGUCUUUAAACUUUAGAAUUCCCAAGAAGGCUUUAUUACACCUCAGAAAUUGAAAGCACCAUGACUUUGUCCAUUAAAAAAUUAUCCAUAGUUUUUUUAGUGCUUUUAACAUUCCGACAUACAUCAUUCUGUGAUUAAAUCUCCAGAUUUCUGUAAAUGAUACCUACAUUCUAAAGAGUUAAUUCUAAUUAUUCCGAUAUGACCUUAAGGAAAAGUAAAGGAAUAAAUUUUUGUCUUUGUUGAAGUAUUUAAUAGAGUAAGGUAAAGAAGAUAUUAAGUCCCUUUCAAAAUGGAAAAUUAAUUCUAAACUGAGAAAAAUGUUCCUACUACCUAUUGCUGAUACUGUCUUUGCAUAAAUGAAUAAAAAUAAACUUUUUUUCUUCAAAUGUG